GGACUACUCGGAGCUGCAACGCGGCGGAGCCUCCUAGCCUACCGGAUUCCUGCACUCCAGCCAUGGCUCCCUCGCUGUUCGCUCGGCUGCUGCACCUCGCCGCGUUCUGCCAUCUGUGCUCCCUGCUGGCAGGUCAACAGCUCGGCGUGGGGAAAUGCAAGAACAUAUGCCAGAAGAUGACCUCACGAAUCCCGAAGACUUUGCUCAUCGGCUAUCAGGAAUCCUGUGGGAGCACCGUCAUCUUGGAGACGAAACAGCACAGAAACUUCUGUGCUGACACAAAGGAGCAAUGGGUCCAAGACGCCAUGAAGUACCUGGACCGCCAGGCCACUACCCCGACUCAAAACGGUGGCAAGUUUGAGAAGUUGGUUAAUAUGACAUCUGGGAUCACUCUGCCCACCAGGGGACUGUCCCCAUCUUCUCCGGCAGAGCCUAAAGCCACAGUGAAAGGCCUUCCUUUGGAGCUGACUACUAUUUCCCAGGAGGCCCAGAGUCCAAUGGGGACUUCCCAGCAGCCGCCAGCAGCAGUGACUGCAUCAUCAUCCUUAACUUCCAAGGCUCAGGAUGCAGGGCUUGUGACCAGGCCUCAAAGCACUGGGAUUUUUGAGGAGACUACCGUCCCUACCACCAUCUGGCAGAGUUCUGCUAUCUACCGAUCUGAAUCUAGACUCCAGGUUGAGGAGAAGUCUACUGAGCCCCCAUCCACUACAGUUCCAUCCACCCAGGCGCCCAUCACUUUCCAUGCAACCCCGGAGGAGAAUGUUGGGUCUGAAGUCCAGCCCACAUGGGUCCAGGGACAGAGCCCCAGUCUAGGGCCUGAGGAGUCCUUAGGGCCUGAGGAGACAAGCCAAGCUCAUACUGAUGAUUUCCAGGACAGGAGGCCUGGCAACACAGUCCAUCCCUCAGCGGCCCCCACCUCCUCUGAAGGGACCCCCAGCCAGGAGCUGACGCCUUCGGGUAGCUGGCUUCCCAAGUCAAAGGAGCCCAUCCCUGCCACUUCGGCUCCCCAGAAACGGAGCGUAUUUAUCACUCCUGUCCCUGACACCCAGGCAGCCACCCGUAGGCAGGCAGUGGGGCUGCUGGCCUUCCUGGGUCUACUCUUUUGUCUGGGGGUGGCCAUGUUUGCCUACCAGAGCCUCCAGGGCUGUCCCCGCAAAAUGGCAGGGGAGAUGGUGGAAGGCCUCCGUUAUGUCCCCCGGAGCUGUGGCAGUAACUCAUACGUCCUGGUGCCGGUGUGAGCUGCCUGCCUGCCUGUGUCCCUAGUUUGAUUCAGACAGCUGUCUGGGGACCCCCAUCCUCAUACCCACCUUCACCCAAGCUGGGUCAAUGGGAAUGGGGAGGCUGGGUCCUCCAGGAGCCGCGUGCUCCAAGCCCCCAGAUGUGGCCCUGGAGGCUACCUUUUACCGUUCCCCACACAUCAGACACAGCAGGUGGCCUUCCAGCUUACCUAUAUUUGAGAGACUCCUCUGCUGCUGGCUGGUUGGAGGGGCCCUUGACAUCCCAACCCCUAGUGAACAAUUAUUUAUUGAAUUCCCAGCCCCGUGACACCUGUUUCCUGUGAGCACCGUGGUCCGUCCAUCUCACAAGCAGCAGGUCAGGCCCAUCUGCCUGUCCCCCUGACCUCCUCACGUCUCCUGGGAUUGCUGCAGUCGCCAGCCCCUCCCCCUCCUCGGCCAGCCACGGUGCUCUCUCUCCCAUCUCUCCCUGUCCCCUGUACAGAGCACACCACCACCACCACCACCACCACCACCAUCCACACCGUGUUGUGUCCUUUCCUGCAUGAGGUUAACGCUGUGUUUCCUGGAGCUCUCUGGGAAGGGAGAUGAGCUUGUGCGGGGCUUUGAUGCAUUCCUCCAGACUGUGCUGUGAGGGCAUGCUGCACCUGAAGGCAGGGUCUAGUCCCCACUCAGCUACCUGCACAACGAGGUGCCCCAUCGGCAGAAGAAGCGUGGCCCAGAGAUGGCAAUAUCCCACGGCCCUGAUACCGUCACUUUCUCUGAGAUCCUUGUCCCCAUCCCUGGAUGCAACCCCAGCCCUAUCAACACUGAUAGUCACUGCCAUCCCACUGGACUGACAGACACCUUUGCACCCUGUGACUCCGAGGGCUGGCAAGGGGUGGCUUGAGAGUUCAGGUCCUACCCUGUGGGCUCCCACAUGGAGGCUGAGUUGGGUAGGGACUUGCAGGAACAGAGGCUAAACUCAGAAGGCCCCUCUGUGUCCUCACUAGGCACCCCUAACCCACUCACCAAGGUUACAGCCACAGGUCUGCCCAGCCUGAAGGACAAGUCACAGAAGGAAGAGGAUGACGAGCGCCUGGGAGGCAGGGAGUCCAGGGUAAGCACCUGGAGCAGCCACGCGCCUGAUUUAAGUUUAGGGACCUGCACAUGUGUGUGCACAGCCCAGGUGGUUAGGAGGCUGGGUCCCGUCUCAACUCUGUAAGCACUGUUCAUGCCAACCUUUGCGCCACUACAGGCAGGGCCAGAACUCCCAUAACAUUCUCCAAGAGCCCUGUGAAAAUUCCUGGAAGGGACUCUGCCCUGGGCACAGAGUGACUGAUGAAGCCUCCAGCAUGCCCAGCAAAGAAGAGUUGGGCAGCGCCCCCAGCUGGAGCUGGACUUGCAGACCUCGCCCCUCAGGGCCCCUUGGUGGCAGCUCUCCCAACCCUGCUCCUAAUAGCCCUAACCCUUUACCUUCCGAGCCUCCCAUGGGUGGGCUUCACCCAGUGACUCCCUCCUUGACAGGAAGCUCAGAAGAGUUGGCUCUGUCCCAGAGUAAAGAAGCCAGCCCCUUGGUGACCCUCCGUCCUGGGAAGCUUGUGGCAAGCUCUAGUCUGGCUCCAGGGUAUUCACUGUGGGCUGGAGGAGCAUCAGCCUGAGUGCACUUUGUCCUGGCUCCUUCAGUGGGGAGCCUUCAAGGGUUGGGAUGCCCCCUUCCCUAUUGAGAAAGCUGCUGGGACAUGCGGUCCCCUUGUCGGACUUUGUGGGUUCUCCCCAGCAGGAUAAGAGCCAAGACGACCUGGGGAGGACUUUGGAAGGAGUUGGUUAAUCCUUUGGCUUUUUCAAGCAUCAUUACCAAUGUC
Molecule: messenger RNA, 3079 nt
Organism: Peromyscus eremicus (cactus mouse)
Lineage: Eukaryota; Metazoa; Chordata; Mammalia; Rodentia; Cricetidae
Gene: Cx3cl1
Product: C-X3-C motif chemokine ligand 1
Exons: 3
Coding region: 63-1238 (391 amino acids)
Biological process (GO): inflammatory response; positive regulation of ERK1 and ERK2 cascade; G protein-coupled receptor signaling pathway
Cellular component (GO): extracellular region
Molecular function (GO): chemokine activity; CCR chemokine receptor binding
Source: RefSeq, a predicted model, not a curated record